AUGCAAAUCAAGGCUUUACUUCUCUACUUCUUAGGUUUGCAAUUACUUUAUGUAACAAAGGCUGACCACUUUCGGGGAGGCACAAUAAGUUGGAAAUCAACAGGAAAUGGAUAUGAGGCGUGUCAUGUCCAGUUUUCCUUUCGACUUGGUUGGAGGUAUGGAGCGGGGCCAGGAUGCAAUACUUCUCGUAUAGGACAACUUGUAACUGGAAUGAGUACAACGUACUGGCGAUGUACAUCUGGAUGCACUCCAGCUGUAAGCCUUGACAAUGUCAAUUAUAUCUGCACUGGUGCUAGUGUGUCUGGAAACUGGGAACAAGGGGAGAGAACUUUUACAUAUACAUUUCCAGGCCCUGGUCCAUUCAAAGUUGAGUUCACUGGCGGUGCAUGGGUGACAUUAAGUAAUCGACCUGGAGGUAGUUGGUCUAUUGGAACAAUAGUUAAUUUAAAACAAAGAAGUGAUACUCACAAACCAAAUACUAGCCCAAUUACAACAGGAAAACCUAUGUAUAUAGUACAAUACAACUGUCAAAGUGACAUUCGAAUCCCUGUUGCUGAUGCCGACGGGGAUGACAUUCGAUGUCGCUGGUCAACUGGAACAGAAUGUGCCUCUAUAUGUAAUGCACUGCCUGCUGCUACUAUCGAUAGUAGAACCUGCACUAUUAAAUUCCCAUCUAAUCACACACAAAAUGGGAUCUUUGCUGUAGCUGUCACAAUGGAAGAUUUCCCAAAAUCGACGAUUUCUAUUGGUAGUACUGCCUACGGACCGAACACUCCCAUAUCUUCCGUUACAUUACAGUUUCUUAUUAAAACGCCACCACUGUCUGGAAGAUGCAACGACAAACCAGUGUUUGUCAGCCCCACUCCAUCUGCUGGUACAACCUUACAGACAAACAUAUUACAAGCAUUCCACGUGUCCUUUUAUGCUUCAGAUAGUAGAAGAAUUACAAAGAUGGACAUCACUUCACCUGCCGGUAUGACUUAUUCAUCACUACAGACUGUCUCCUCCAGACCUGGAACAUACUUUGUCAGCACUUCCUGGAUACCUCAACAGAACCAAGUAGGAUCUCACAUUGUUUGUGCUCUAGCCGAGGACACGUUUGGGAAAACCAGCGAAUCAAGGUGCUUAAAUAUCAACGUAAAUGACGUGAGUCCGUGUGUGAGUUCUCCUUGUACAAAUGGUGGCACGUGUGUACGACAAGGAAUCACUCAGAAUUACAGGUGUAACUGUUUACCUGGCUACACGGGACACAGGUGUGAAACAGAUAUUGAUGAAUGUGCCAGCUCUCCUUGUCAGAACAAUGGCUCAUGUAUUGAUGAGAUUAAUCAGUUCCAGUGCUCAUGUGUUCCGGGUUUUACUGGCUCCGUUUGUGAAAUGGGUAAUCUUUUUACUUUUGUUCAAACACUGUUUGUUUGUCUUAUGUCUUUUAAAGAUUUGUGGGGAAUCACAUCAUUUUUUUUAGGUUUAAAAUGUUUUGUUCUGUUUCCAGAUAUCAAUGAGUGUGCCAGUAACCCGUGUAUGAAUUCGGGUACCUGUAACGAUCUCAUUAACCAGUUCACUUGUUCUUGUCGAGCGGGGUAUACAGGGACAAUAUGUGACAUAGAUAUAAAUGAAUGUGCGCCAGAUCCCUGCAUUGUUAUUUUUGACUGUGAAGAUCGUGUGAACGAAUAUUACUGCAGGAUAAACAAAUGGAAACUUGCUAUCAUCAUUUGUAGUAUUCUUUUUGUAAAUCUGACGGUUAUUUCUAUUGUCAUUUACCUAUCAAAAAGACGAAAGUACAGAGAUGUCGACCAUUCUUGGUUGUCCAGUUUCAUUGACGUUCGUAAACCCGAUAUCCAGCCUAGGGUUUUAUUCAGAAGUGACAUUCCAUUUAAAAGAUUCUAAAUAAGGAAGUCAGUCACCCAAUUAUUAGAAGACUAACAGAGUCGACACAAAUUUAAAAAGACUCCUACUAGCUAAUUUUGAUACAUAUUAUAAAUUAUGUUUUA
This is a messenger RNA of Saccostrea cuccullata (small rock oyster), 1988 nucleotides long. RefSeq names its product integrin beta-like protein A. Gene Ontology annotation, molecular function: calcium ion binding. The transcript is spliced from 13 exons. The record is from RefSeq and is a predicted model, not a curated record. The coding region runs from base 1 to 1884 and encodes 627 amino acids. Lineage: Eukaryota; Metazoa; Mollusca; Bivalvia; Ostreida; Ostreidae.